CCACUGAACAAUGCUGGUGCUUCUAACGCUCUCUGUGUUGGUUUUGCAAUUUUCACCAGCAUCGUUUCAGAGCUCACCGCAAGUUAUACAGAACUUAGACCGGAAUGCCUGCUCACUGGUUGUAUGUGGACCAGCUGAGAAGGGGUUACCAGGGAUAAAUGGGAGAGAUGGAGCCCAAGGACCAAAAGGGGACAAGGGAGAACAAGGGUUGGAAGGACCAAGAGGAAUUCUUGGUCCUCCCGGAAAAAUGGGACCAGCUGGACCACAAGGAGAAAGGGGGACCCAAGGAGAGCAAGGACCCAAAGGAGAUGCUGGAGCAAUGGGACCGCGUGGAAUCCGAGGUUUGCAGGGUCCUCCAGGAAGCAUCGGCCCCUCUGGAGCACAAGGCAACAAUGGCCCACAGGGUGAAAAAGGCGUCAAGGGAGAAACAGGUCCGAAAGGAGCUACUGGUGCCCAAGGUCCCAUAGGUGCCACAGGUGUCGGAGGGCCCAAAGGCGACAGAGGCCCAAUGGGUGAAAAGGGAGCGAAAGGAGAUGUAGGAGAAAGAGGAUUACAAGGAGUGACUGGUCCCCAAGGGCCAGUGGGGAAACCAGGAUCUCCUGGAUCCAAAGGAGAUAAAGGAUCUAUAGGUGACAAAGGGACCAAAGGUGACAGCGGUCUCUCAGAGGUCAACCUUAUGAAAAAACAAGUCAGUGACCUAGAGGGGCAGCUAAGAGCCUUGCAAGCCAGUUUCUCCAAAUAUCAAAAAGUUGCAGCAUUCCCGGGAGGGCGAAUCGUCGGUAACAAAGUAUUCGUAACCAGCGGCUACGAAGGCAACUUUGAUGACCUGAAGCAAAAGUGUCUGCAAGCCGGGGGCCAGCUGGCCACCCCCAAAAAUGCUGCGGAGAACACAGCCAUUCAACAGAUAGUUGUUCAGCAUAACAAGUCGGUCUUUCUUGGGGUAACUGAUAUCCAGACGGAGGGGAAAUUUAGGUACCUGAAUGGCGAUGCCAUCGUUUACUCCAACUGGCUGCAGGGAGAACCCAAUAACGAAAAGGGCAGGGAGAACUGUGUAGAAGUUUAUGUGAAUGGAAAGUGGAACGACCGGGCCUGCGGGGAAAAGAGGCUAAUACUCUGUGAAUUUUAG
Molecule: messenger RNA, 1126 nt
Organism: Lacerta agilis (Sand lizard)
Lineage: Eukaryota; Metazoa; Chordata; Lepidosauria; Squamata; Lacertidae
Product: pulmonary surfactant-associated protein D-like
Exons: 7
Coding region: 11-1126 (371 amino acids)
Source: RefSeq, a predicted model, not a curated record